AUGGAAAACACCGUUGACGGUCACCGUCUCCAACCUUCCGUCCCGUUAAGCUCCCUCGUUGAAAUCCAUCAAAGCUUUGAAACGUAUGAGUUAUACAAAGAGACGCCAUUCGUCUGCAUGCCGUUCUUCGGACCCAAAACUCCGUUUACUAAUCAUCUAACGGUGACGGAACCGUUCAACGUCGGACCUGAGUCGUUCGAUAUCUCUUCUCUUUUCUCUCCUCCUGACUCAAAACCCGAACCCGCAAGAGUUAUGGAUGAUUCUAUCGCUGCCGUGGUAGGCGAAGACGUACUGUUCGGUAAUAAUAACAAAGCUACCGAUGAUCACUUUACCGCGACGGAGACCGAAGACGGCGUGAAGAGAUGGCGGAAGAUGGCGCAGAAGAACGGAGGAUUCAGAGGGGUGAGGAAGCGACCGUGGGGGAGAUGGUCGGCGGAGAUAAGAGACAGGAUUGGGCGGUGCAGACACUGGUUAGGAACGUUCGACACGGCGGAGGAGGCGGCGCGUGCUUAUGACGCGGCGGCGAUGAGGCUGAGAGGGACGAAAGCCAAGACCAAUUUCGCGGUUGCUCCGGUAUUUCCAGAGGAGAUAGCUCAGUCGGGGGAGGAUAUUAGGAGGAGGAGGAAGAAGAAGAAAAGGGUGAAUGUGAGCAAGUGUGUUAAAGUCACUUCGGUUGCACAAUUGUUCAGUGAUACCAACACCUUGACUUCUUCUACUUGUCACUAUGGAAACGUGAUUAGUCCUUUUCAUGAUCUUGAUCUAAAUUUUUGGGUUUAG
Molecule: messenger RNA, 777 nt
Organism: Eutrema salsugineum
Lineage: Eukaryota; Viridiplantae; Streptophyta; Magnoliopsida; Brassicales; Brassicaceae
Product: ethylene-responsive transcription factor ERF084
Exons: 1
Coding region: 1-777 (258 amino acids)
Biological process (GO): regulation of DNA-templated transcription
Molecular function (GO): DNA binding; DNA-binding transcription factor activity
Source: RefSeq, a predicted model, not a curated record